Molecule: messenger RNA, 1138 nt
Organism: Caenorhabditis auriculariae
Lineage: Eukaryota; Metazoa; Nematoda; Chromadorea; Rhabditida; Rhabditidae
Source: the annotation of a GenBank genome assembly
AUGGAUUACAAUCAUGGUGGGUUUUGGGACUUGGACAUGGAACUACAUACAGGGGUACUUUAGAACCUCUUGGAUCCAGUAAAAUUUUAAAAAAAAAUGGUUCUUUUUGGUUCCUGUUGAGUUAUGGCACUUUAAACUACAUACAGGGGUACUUGAGGACCUCUUGAAUCCAAUGAAAUCUUGAAAAAGGGCUCUUUUUUGAUUUUAGUAGAGUUUUAGCACGUCAAAGUUUGCACGCAAGAACGCGUUUAUUUAUGAAUUUCUAGGGAAAACUAUAAUUUCAACGAUUUUUCAGAAAUAAAGCCCAUGAAUCGAGUGAUUUUAGGUUAUCGGCGCCGAACCGCAGAAUGGGACGAAAUCGAAGAAGCGCCGCAGAUCAAACGCUUCCGUGAUGACGUCAAAAUUGACGUCGCCGUGACGUCAACGUUAGUUUUUUGGAUUCCUUCUAAUAAAUAUUGAUUUUUCAGCAUCUCCGCCCAGCCGGUCGUACAACCACAGCAGCAGGAAAAUAAUGUCGAGGUGAAUUUUUUUGAGAAUAUGGAAAAUUGACGUGGGAACAAGGGAAUGUGCGCUCAGUGGCCAAAAACCUUCAUUUUGGCCUUUUUGCGAAAUUUUGAAGUUUUUGAAUAUCGAUUGGUUGAUCCUCACCAGGUCAAACACUGAAAAAAUGAAAAAAAAAGUCGAAAAAGUCAGAAAUUCAUCGAUAUUUCUUUACUUACUGAAAAUAAAAUUUUAGUGGCCACUUUAGGGUACUGACGAUUCAGUGGCCCCUAUAGUAGGCGAAUUAGUGGUCACUUAAGUGUCCGAAGUUUAUUGGCCUCUUUAGAAGUCUAAGUGGAACUAGAUCUCUGAAAAACUACUAUAGUGACCACUAAGACACAUUGUAGUGGCUUCUCUAGAGGUGGUUUCAGUGGCCACUUUAGUGCUCUCUUCUCUUCCUUUUUUUUUUCUUUUCUGAAAGAAAUGAACGUAAAUCAUGUUUCAGAUGCAUCAGGAGCCGCAACAAGAGCAAGCCCAACCACAACAAGAACAACAGCAGCCCCAAGUCGAAGCAGUUCAGCCGAAAUUUUACAUCUCGGCGCCGAUCCAGGGCUUCACUUCGGACGGCCACGGCGGCUGUCGUUACUUGUUUUUUUGA